Messenger RNA from Linepithema humile (Argentine ant), 1184 nucleotides. The record is from RefSeq and is a predicted model, not a curated record. Lineage: Eukaryota; Metazoa; Arthropoda; Insecta; Hymenoptera; Formicidae.
ACAUAAAGUUUGGGUUAUGUUAGGUUGGGUAAUGGCGUGAUAUUUUGAAAACUUGAAUACUAUAAUACAAAUUUAUGAAGCAAGAUUUUUGGAGAAAACGAAUAAUAUUAUUUUAAAGGAAAAGCAUUUGUGUUAAUAACAAUGACGCGGCAUGCGAGGAAUUGUACUGCAGGUGCUGUGUACACGUAUCACGAGAAGAAGAAAGAUGCUGCGGCGUCAGGUUAUGGCACAAACACUCAAAGAGUAGGCAAAGACUCUGUAAAGGAUUUCGAUUGCUGUUGUUUGACUCUACAGCCUUGCAGAAAUUCAGUAGUAACAAAAGAUGGCUAUCUGUUUGACAAAGAAGCAAUAUUAGAGUACGUUUUGACCAAAAAGAAGGAAUAUACAAGAAAACUGAAGGAGUAUGAAAAGCAGAAGCGAAAGGAAGAAGAGCAAUCACAAGAGCAAACUGCUACUGAAGAACUGAAGAAGCUUCAGGAUUUCUUGAACAGUGAAAAAACUAUUGUAUCAAAAGGUCCUAGUGCGAUAGAUCGAGCUUCAGUAUCUAAUAUGAAAAAUGGCAAAGAUAAAGUACUGCCAAGUUUUUGGAUACCUUUUAAGACACCAGAGACAAAGGAAUUGGUCCUAAAAAAACCUGAUAAAACAAUUUACUGCCCUAUCAGUAGUAACCCAUUGAAAGUGAAGGAUCUGAUUCCUAUCAAAUUCACACAAGUUCGAGAUCCUGAUGACAAAAGGUCACUCAUUGUUAAACAAGCACGAUACAUGUGUCCUGUUACACAUGAUGUCUUGGGCAACAGUGUUCCUUGUGCUGUGAUAAAAACAACCGGUGAUGUGAUCACUAUGGAAUGUGUGGAAAAGUUGAUAAAGAAAGACUGGAUCAAUCCUUUGGAUAAUUCCAAACUGACGCCGCAAGAUAUUAUUCCUUUACAAAGGGGUGGUACUGGUUAUGCAUCUGUUAAUGACUCGUUAGAAGGCAGACAUGAGAGGCCGGUUUUGCAGGUGUGAAGAUCAAUUUUCGUCAUUCCAUUGUACAUGGGUUUUAAUGUAAAUAAAAACAGGAAGAGAAAGAAGAUUGAAAGUAGUGCAGACAAAAGUGCAAAUAAAAGGAAUAUCUAAUCGGCGGGGGAUGAGGACGAUGGCGCCAUCUCGUCGUAGAAAGCUCACAGAGACGCGCGCUCCGCCGG